Messenger RNA from Pimephales promelas (fathead minnow), 5668 nucleotides. It is a transcript of the gene elfn1b, whose product is annotated as extracellular leucine rich repeat and fibronectin type III domain containing 1b. Gene Ontology annotation, cellular component: plasma membrane. The record is from RefSeq and is a predicted model, not a curated record. Gene Ontology annotation, molecular function: protein binding. NCBI's taxonomy places the organism in Eukaryota, Metazoa, Chordata, Actinopteri, Cypriniformes, Leuciscidae.
GAGAAGUAUAGACACUCUGGCUCAGAGCGGGAUAAACACGGGACGAAGGUGGAAAAAAUACGAACUCUCCAUCACGCUUUAGACUCGAAUUAAUCACCGUGUGCUCAUUCGGACCGGGAGAUUUGUAGCUGCCGCAGUGGCUUGUUCCAGCAGCGGGCAUUUGCUGCUUGAUACCCGGACGCGUCCGCAGUGCUGGAUUUUGCAGUUCUGAAGUAAAUGAGAUCUACAGACCAACACUCUCUCAUCAUAAAACCUUGACUGGAGGCUUGUCAUCUUAAAAGAUUUUCUCAAAGGGCCUCUGAUUGGAUACUUGAGAAACUGGGAGCACCAAUCAGAUCUCUGCAGCUGUGUGGGACACAAAACGAAAAUCUGGUCAUGAGCGGGGAAUCUGAUGAGAAAUGAGGUCCUCAGAAAACACAAGCACUUCCUGUCCUGUGGGAGGCUAUGCAUGGAAAUGCUCAGAUACGCUAUCUGAAAAGCUAAUGAACAUAAUAAACAAGACUCUGGUCAUAAAUGAAGCUUCCUUUCCAGUGUGACAAGACACCAAGCAUACACUGAAAGGAUAAAAACAAUACUUGUUUUUUUCCCUAAAGCUGAUAUUCCUAACAGCACUGAACAAUCAUCCAUGUGAUUUCAACACGUCCAAUUACAAAUCAAAGACUUGUUGAAUAUCUUUCUGAAUACUGCUAAAGAUCAUAACCUGUGUAAACAAAACAACAAAAACGUCUGGAGCUAUGACUGAAGCACAGAUGUCCAUUUCGUCUGGGUCCAGUGGACAUGGAGGAGGUAUGGUGACCAGUGCCUUACUUUGCUGGGCUAUGGCUCUCGUGUUCCUCUCAUUGACAAGGGUGCCUGUUGUCCAAGGUGAUUGCUGGCUGAUUGAAGGGGAAAAGGGAUUUGUGUGGUUGGCAAUUUGCAGCCAGAACCAGCCACCAUACGAAAAUAUCCCCUUGCACAUUAACAGCACAAUUGUUGACCUGCGACUCAAUGAGAACAAGAUUCGAAGCAUCCACUACUCUUCCUUAAGUCGUUUCGGCAAUCUCACAUACCUGAAUCUGACUAAGAAUGACAUAUCUUACAUUGAAGAUGGAGCUUUCUCAGCCCAAUUUAAUCUCCAAGUGUUGCAAAUUGGCUUUAACAAGCUAAGGAACUUGACCGAGGGAAUGCUAAGAGGUUUGGGACGCUUACAGUACCUCUAUCUUCAGGCUAACCUGAUCGAGACCGUCACAGCCAAUGCCUUCUGGGAGUGCCCUGCGAUUGAAAACAUCGACCUUUCCAUGAACAGAAUUCAGCAGCUUGAUGGUGCUACAUUUCGUGGUCUAUCGAAGCUUACGACUUGCGAGCUCUAUGCAAACCCGUUCAGUUGCUCGUGUGAGCUGUUGGGAUUCCUGCGCUGGCUUGUUGCGUUCCCAAACCGGACAAGUGAGCGGAUGGUGUGCGACACACCCGCUGGCUUUUCCGGCUACAGUCUCUUGAGCCAGAACCCCAGAAUGCCAAGAUUUCGCAAUGCCUUUCAUGCACUUUCCUCUGUCUGCACCGAUGACAAUGUGACACCGUACCUUCACGGCUCUUCGGACGGGAGCACUCCCACGAUGUUGCCUGAUUUGAGCCCUUGCGGACUGGAUGACUGUUCCUCAGGGACAUUUCCAGAAGAGUCCAUAAGCAUCAGUCCCACCUUUCUGGAUCCAGAUGCCCGUCCCAUAAUGAAACUAAAAGAAGUUACCCAAACAAGUGCAAUAAUCAUGAUCCAGAUUCCAAAUCCAUUUCGCAAAAUGUACAUCCUUGUCCUGUACAACAACAGCUUCUUCACGGACAUCCAAAACCUGAAAAGCCAGCGAGAAGAAAUAGAAUUACAGAACCUCAAAUCUCACACUAACUACACGUAUUGUGUGGCGUCUAUCCGCAACUCCUUGAGAUUCAACCACACCUGCCUGACCAUCUCCACAGGGCCAAGGACAUUGCAAGAACGCGUGGCAAAUGACUCAACUGCCACUCAUUACAUCAUGACCAUCCUCGGUUGUCUCUUUGGGAUGCUCAUUGUACUGGGUGUAGUGUUUCAUUGCCUGAGAAAGCGCAAACAUCAAGACGAGCCCAAGAGUAAGAAGCUGGAAAAGAUGAAAAGAAACUUAAUUGAGAUGAAAUAUGGAACUGAACUGGAACAAGGGACUAUAUCACAGCUGUCACAAAAGCAAAUUCUGUCCACUGGCGAAACGGUACAAAGGAUGCCAUACUUGCCAGCAGCCAGUGACACAGAUCAGUAUAAGAUGCAAGAGAUCUCUGGGACACCAAAGACUACAAAAGGGAAUUACAUGGAAGUGAGAUCAGAGCAACCAGAACGCAGUGUGAGGGAAUGCAGCAUUCCUCCAUCGGAAACCAGCCAGGGAUCUGUCGCGGAGAUAUCCACCAUUGCAAAAGAAGUGGACAAAGUGAACCAGAUCAUCAACAACUGCAUCGAUGCACUCAAAUCCGAUUCGACGUCAUUCCAGGCCGCAAAAUCCGGUGCCGUGUCCACAGCGGAGCCGCAGUUAGUCCUCAUAUCAGACCAUCCACCAGGCAAGUCUGGUUUUCUGUCCCCAGUGUACAAAGGAUCGUACCAUCAUCCCCUGCAGAGGCACCACAGUAUGGAUGCCCCACCAAAGCGCGCAAGCACGUCCUCGAGUGGUUCCUUGCGCAGUCCGCGCUCUUUCCGUUCUGAAGGAGCUUACAGAUCAGAGUCCAAAUAUAUUGAGAAGGCCUCUGCGCUCGAUGAAUCAGGCAUCAUAACAGUCACGCCAGCGGCUGCGAUCCUGAGGGCAGAGGCGGAGCGGAUUCGACAGUACAGUGAGCAUAGGCACUCCUACCCCGGUCCCCACCACAUAGAGGAGUCGAUAGAGGUGUCAGGGAGCCGGAAGUCAUCCAUUCUUGAGCCGCUGACGCGCUCGAGACCUCGGGAGCUGUCCUAUUCGCAGCUCUCACCACAGUACCACAACCUAAGUGGCUAUUCCAGUCCUGAGUACAGCUGUAGGCCUUCUUUUAACCUGUGGGAACGUUUUAAACUCCACCGCAAACGUCACAAGGAUGAGGAGGAGUACAUUGCAGCAGGUCACGCAUUAAGGAGGAAAGUACAGUUUGCCAAAGAUGAGGACCUACAUGACAUUCUGGACUACUGGAAAGGGGUCUCUGCUCAGCAGAAAUCAUGAUUGCUGUUUUUAUAGCUCAUCCAAUUAAAGAAGACUACACCAAUCUCUGGACCAAACCAGCCAGUAUCAAUGAUUAAGUGACAAGCAAGCACUCACUUUUAGAGAAAUAGCUUAGAAGUAUUGCUAGCUCUUUUCAAUCAUUCUGUUUGAGAAUGAAAACUAAAUACAAGAUACUGUAGAUCUUGCAGUGAGUGUACGUGCCAAGUGGUAAGAAUAGAAAACUUUUAACAGUAUUAACCUCAACUCAACAUUUGAUUUUUAUAUAUUGGGAAUAACAAUAAACUACUAUUAUAUGAUCAUCGUCAUCAUCAUCAUGACCAUCAUUGAUUAGUAGUAUUACAGUUAAGAUUGAUUCUUCUUAUUAUUACAAUUAAUCUUUGGUUAUCGCAUGGCCGUGUCCUGUGACAGUAUUGACUGUUGUGUACUUGGAAAAACAUACAACUCAAAAUGUCUGCCGAACACUGUUCUCCCCAACGUUAGGUUUUUAUACAGACUGUGCAACUUUGAAAACGCUCUUUUUUUCUUCUUCUUUAGCGACUGUUCAAAGGACAACCGCUGAAUUUGCUACAGAAGCACACCUCGACUGGAUUUUAAAACAACGACUUUUCAGAAAAAAAAAGCUUCUCUCACUGCUUUCUCCAUUCAUUUUUUGUAAAGUUUACAAUUUCAAACAUACAAUGAAUGUUUCAAGUCCUUAAGACUUACACCUGCAACGUGAUUACAAUUACAUACAGACACAGCUGUGCAGGUAAAACUGUCUUUCUAUGGUUGUAUUUCAUUAACAGACGUUCAAGCAGUGCUACUGAGGAAACUGAACCCACAAACUCCACACAAGUCCUGCAUAUUGGAGAAUGAAUGUACUCUGUUGUAAAACUAUUACAAUAUUUGGGGCCUAGUUCUGCCUCAAACCUAGUUUGAUUCUAGUUUGCAAGACCUUCAGAAAUAUUUCCUAUUUAGAUAUUGCUACAACAUGCCUACUUUAAACCACUGUGAACCCCAAGAGCUAAAUCAGUCCUGGUGGGUUUUUAUCUUCUUCUUCUUUUCACUGAGAUUCAACAGAGCUAUGUCUUCUACAGCUGUUAAUCCAGGUCUAAAGUGCUGAUCUAGGCAGCCCUAAUAGCAUAAUCUUUUCUCACCGCCAUUAAUGCUGAUAGACAAUUUAGAUUCCACUGAUUUGAACAAUGGAAUUGGCCUCUAAAUUUUGAGGAAGCAAAUCUUAAGACCUGUACUGUGAAACCAGACAUUACAACACCCUGCUUCGUGGAGUGAAAUAACAUGACAUUUAAAUUAUAUCUGAAUCAAAGUGCAUGUCAAAUACUUGACAGAAAUGCUGUCAACCAAAUAUUAAGGCCUAGAGUGCAGUGCACAGUGUUGUUUUUUAGCCUUCGUAUCCCCUAUCCCAAAACACGAGUGGAUCGUUUUAGAAUUUUUCCUGGUCGAGGUAAUAUGUUAAACAAUGCCAUUCUGCCGACUGAUUUUGUGAAUGAAAAUGCCAUUGUCAGAAUGAUUGUUGUCAUACUGAGCAUAAUUAUUGCUUAUUGUUCUGAAAUUGGAAAUGGUUUCUCUACGGCAGCUUGAUCCUGAACAUGCACUGUCAUCUUGUACCUAACAUGAAGAUUGUUUCUGUUUUGUUUUACAAUUAAGUUUAAAACGUUUAGCCAAUUCCAGGUAAUUCCUGUGAGAGCUAAAUGAAUGUCUACAAGAAAGGACUAAUGCAUGAUAAUAGGGACAGCAUAAUUAUUUAAUCAAAAUGUCUGUAUAAUUAAUGGAAUCAUCAAGGUCCUCUUUAAACAACCAGAAGAUUUCUCGGAUCUUUCCCUUAAUUUGUGCGUGAAUAAAUCUUAAAUAUUUGAUUAUCAUACUCAAAUCUUUGAAAACAUGUCCCCAGUGCAAAUCCAUACUUAUUCAGGCUCAUUCAACUUACAUUCACUGUAUCUCAUUAACAGGUUUGUUGAGUUGAUUUUCAUCUCCUUAUACUGCAAACUGUAGCACUCCAGAUUUUCCAUGGACACUGAAAGUAAGUUGAAAAUGACUUGGUGAAUGUACAGCAGCCUGAAAACAGCCAUAUGUAUGGGCUGAUUGUAAGAGAAAAAGAAUGGAUUUCAAAGGGCUUUCAUGUCUGGUGGAAAUGUCAAAGAGCACAAUAAAAAUGGUUUUAUUUCUUAAAGAAUAAAUACUUUUUUCACGGACACAUAUUGUGCUUAAGACUUAGCUUAAGUUAAGUCUCCUGUUGUGUUUUUGUGAGAACACACUGAGGUAGGCUGAAAUGCAACUGCAUGUCCUAUUGUUUGGGUCUGAGGGACUUAUACCAUACUAGACAGCAGCCAACAUCUCACAAUGCAGUCCAAAAGUUUGAAUCUGGGAUGUCAAGAUUAAACCUGGAAAUCAAAAACUGUACAAAUGUUAGGACAUAAAAUGAAUCAGAUACAUUUAAGAUUCUGCACUUUACUAGCCUGGGAAAACCCAGACAACUUCCGGCAAAUUUAGAU